Colletotrichum navitas is the source of this 1212-nucleotide messenger RNA. Its product is annotated as small acidic protein family-domain-containing protein. The transcript is spliced from 4 exons. Lineage: Eukaryota; Fungi; Ascomycota; Sordariomycetes; Glomerellales; Glomerellaceae. The record is from RefSeq and is a predicted model, not a curated record. The coding region runs from base 98 to 1084 and encodes 328 amino acids.
AAACUAGCCAGCUGCUGAAUAUCCUGCCACACUUUGUCUCCACCACAAUUGCUCAAGGACCCAAGGACGCUUGCACGACCAGGUCAGUUCGUUCAUCAUGGCGCCAGACGGAGACCAGACCAAGAAGCAGCCCGUCGAUCCCGCGGUGCAGAAGCGCCGGCUUGAAGCCAGGGAGAGACGCAAGGCUGAGAAGAAGGCGAAGAAACAGGAGAAAGCCCAGGCUAAGCGCGAGCGCAAGGCCAACGCAACCCGCGCGGGCAAAUGGUCGGACCGGAAACAGAAAAAGAAUCCGGAGCGCGAAAGAAGGAAGGAAGACAAGCUGUUCAACCGCAUGCUGAAGCGCGCCGACAAGCUCGAGGAGCAGGCUAAGAAGCUCCUGGCAGAUGCGGCGCGCACGCGCGCGAAGCAUGCGGCAAUAGCCCAGCGGAGGGAGAAGAUCGCCGCCGAGGAAAAGGAGCUCGAGAGCAAGAAUGAGGAAAUCAAGAUCUAUGACGACGAGAGCGACUCCGACUCGGAUUCCUCCGACUCGUCGUUAGCGUCUUCGUCGCCCGACUCCGACUCGGAAUCCGAGGCGGAGGCGGAAGAGGGCGGCGUGCCUGUCGAGGAUGGAGACGUCAAUAUGGGAUCCGAAUCACCGAAUCCCAGCGCGCAACUCCGCGCCGAGAGCGAGGCCAGAGCGCUGAGCCACGAGCAGCAGAUGGAGAUCGACGAGGAAGAGAAGCCCAAGAAGUCCAAGAAGAGCAAGAAACUCGAGGAGAAGACACCCAGUAAAAAGGCCAAGGACAAGAAGAAGACGAAGAAGCAGAAGAAGGAGGAGACGGACAAGACCUCUUCCGUCAACGCUGCGGCCGCGGCCGAAACAUGGGACGUCGAGCAACUCAAGGGCGGCGCAGACCGUCAGCAGAAGUUCAUGCGACUCCUCGGCGGCGGCAAGAAAGGCGCAGCCGCGGCGAGUGCCCCGGCCCCCGGCUCCAAAGGCAAGCGUGACAUUGGCAAGAUCACGCGGGAGCUCGAGCAGCAGUUCCAGGCCGGCGUGCAGAUGAAGUACGAGGGCGGUGGCCAGCGUCGCGGCCUCGGCGCAUAGGAUGCCACUGCCGCUGCUGCUGCUUCCAAGGUAAAGAAGGCGACGCCGAAGCCGGUGUUGAAGAAGACGCACUGGAGCUCCUUGUUGUAACUUUCCCACGGUGUUUUUAAUUACUGCAGCCCUGGCGU